Messenger RNA from Trypanosoma grayi, 1980 nucleotides. Its product is annotated as NUC156 family protein. The coding region runs from base 1 to 1980 and encodes 659 amino acids. Lineage: Eukaryota; Euglenozoa; Kinetoplastea; Trypanosomatida; Trypanosomatidae. Gene Ontology annotation, biological process: cleavage in ITS2 between 5.8S rRNA and LSU-rRNA of tricistronic rRNA transcript (SSU-rRNA, 5.8S rRNA, LSU-rRNA). Gene Ontology annotation, molecular function: polynucleotide 5'-hydroxyl-kinase activity. The transcript has a single exon. Gene Ontology annotation, cellular component: nucleus. The record is from RefSeq and is a predicted model, not a curated record.
AUGUUCUUCGAGACACACGUCGGUCGCCAUGGCGCGGAUCCGUGCCACCACACACUGCUGUGUCUCAACGGUCCCAUCACCAUCCAAGGCCCCUGCGGUGUGAUGGGCUUUGGCAUCGGCGAGGUCGCCGUUGGCGGUUUCUACAUAGGCAGGAAGCAAAUUGUGCUGCACAGCGACACACAGAAGGUCGUCAUGACGCCAGUGACGCGCCUCAAAAACAAGAGCGCAGGAUUGGAGUCGCUGCCGGUGCCGGUGCGCUUACAACAACAACAACUUGACGGCCCCAUCAUUGUCGUGCCGCCCUCACCACUGCCAGGAAACAGUUAUGUUGCUGCUGCUGCUGCUGCUGCUGGUGAUGAUAAUGAUGAUGAGAAUAACACCGGGGCAAAUGAGGAUGACAACAACGACAACGUGGAGGUGUUUGGCACCAUUGAUUGGAACUGGGUGGAGGCGACCGUCGCGUCGUGGCGGGGUCGCUUUGCAAGCAAGCUGCCAAGUGUCGUGCUCAUUGUACAGCCGUACGAUCCGUGCGGCGUGCCACCGACACGCCGGCACUUCUUCAAGCGGUGCCCGCAGAAGAAGCAGAACCAAAAGAAGCAACAGCAACAGCAGCAGGUGGAGGAGUUACCAGCAGAUGCCUUCAUCGACGUGCCGCGCUUUGUUGCGCGGCGCCACGAGCCUGGCAUCGAUGCGGCGCUGUUGCCGGAAGUCAUCCCCGCCAUUAUAAAGCACAACAACGGCACCGUUGUAGUGCUGGGCUCGCAGGGCAUUGGCAAGUCGACGCUCGCCCGCUUUCUUGCGAACGGUCUGCUCUCGCAACAUGGUGUGUGCUACUGGCUCGACCUUGACCUCGGCCGGCCGGAGUUUGGGCCGCCGGGCACGCUCUCUCUGCACCGUGUGUGCCGCCCGUUGCUGCGUCCAAGCGACACCGCGUGUGUAGAGUUGGUGCGCGGACACUACCUCGGUGGUGCGCGGCUGCGCUGCCCGCUCGCUGCUGCAGCUGCAGUGGAGCGGCUAUGCGCCGUUGUGGAGUUGCUACAGCGACGGUAUCCCGUCGUGGUAAACACACACGGGUGGGUGCUCAGCACCGGCCGCCGCAUGACGGUGGAGGCGAUACGCCGCCUGCAACCGCGGCACAUCAUUCACCUGGUGAAGGAGCGCGAGCAGCGGUGGGCGCGCGACAGCGAGGUGCUUAUGCACCCCGCUAACGGCCUCAACUCGGAGGUGCUGCACAACCGCUUUCUUGUACACCGUGCGGCGCGAUCCCAAGUGGUUGGUCGAUUCCCGCAUCCGCAUCGCGUUACAGACAACCGCGGCGCUGCUGCUGCUGCUGCUGCUGCUUCUGCUACAGAGUGGUGUGGGACGGUGCAUACGGUGCAGGUGAAGCGGGAUGAGGGGAUGCUGCGGCGUAGUAUGCAGCCCAAGGCUUCCGCGCUUCGCCACGCCAUGUGGCAGCAACAGUUGGCCCCGAUCUUCAACUAUUACGAGGCGGUGGAAAUGACGAAGCGGCGGGCAAAGGGAUCCGAGGCGCAUCUUGCGGAAGCAGAAACGACAACCACACUCUUCAAGGGGAUGCUGAGUCAGUUCGAGGCGAUUGUGUUUACCGACGUGGCGGAUGCUCGAAGCAUGACGGAGGAAGCAGUGUGCGCGGCGCUGGAGCACAGCGUGGUGGCCCUUUCCUUCCGCAUUGUACCCGCCGCUGCCGCCACGAAGCAACAACACCAGCAGCAGCAGCUGAAGAAGAAUUAUCGGUGCCUGGCGGACAUGCCGGCGGGGUUUCCGUUCUCAUGUUUCGGCGUCGUGGAGAGCAGCGAGGCUGCGAUGCGGGCGUCGAACGAAAUCCACAUCCGCCUUCCGCUGCCCCGUGACGUGGUGCGCCGCAUGCUGACGACAGACGGCGAGGGUGCGCACGUCCGCCUCUCUCUCGCGUGCACGCUCGCCGACCGCGCCGAUACCGCGGCGCUGGAGGCGUACCUUUAA